Culicoides brevitarsis is the source of this 4198-nucleotide messenger RNA. RefSeq lists its product as uncharacterized. The record is from RefSeq and is a predicted model, not a curated record. Lineage: Eukaryota; Metazoa; Arthropoda; Insecta; Diptera; Ceratopogonidae. The transcript has 3 exons. The coding region runs from base 84 to 4190 and encodes 1368 amino acids. Gene Ontology annotation, molecular function: tRNA (guanine) methyltransferase activity; RNA binding. Gene Ontology annotation, biological process: tRNA methylation.
UUCACGUGGAAAACUUGCGUUCGUCGUUCUAAAUUAAAUUAUUGAAUAAAAAUUUGACCUUUUGACAGACACUUACCUUCGCGAUGAAGUCAAAAAAGCUGAUUUCGCAUCUGCUGUCUGCAAAAACCGAACAAAACAACGUCAUCCAAGAGAUUAUUUACUUCUACGAGGAUCCAGAGACCUUUUCGUGUCACUUGCGAGACAAAAUGCGCCCGGCAACUAUAAAAGCUUACACAGAAUUGCUCUUGGCGAAGCUUCGAAAUGAUUCUCGACCGGAAUUAUUGCUUACCGUAGAUGAAAUUAUCGAGAUGUUAUCACGAUUGGAGGUGAAAAAGCAGGAAAUGGAUGAAUUUCAUCGGAUUUUGGAUGUUCUUGCGUUGACUUUGUACAUUAAAACUGCCGAAGAAGGUACUGAUGACGAUGAAAACAGCUUGGAAUCGUUAAAUUUGUUCACGAAAAACGAUCAACGGAGUUUCUAUGUGAGUCAUUUGCUGUUUAAAUCGCUUCUGGAUCGCGGUGUCAUACGAGAUAAGGAUCAAAAAGUCGUUCAGGACAUCAAGGAACGCUUAAUUCUCGUCUUAAAAGAGGAAAGUCGUGGCAUGUCUCCGAUUUAUUGCAUCGCUGUGGAGUCUGUGAAGCUGUUAUUCGACGAAAAAAUCUUAAAUCCUCUAAAAUUCCUUUCCCGCAUCCUGAAACCACUCCGAAAAACCGAUGUUGAGAGCUUCGCCGUGAUUUUAUGCGACUUUAUCGAAUACGUCCCGAAUAAAAUGCUCGGAUUAUGUCAAGCUAUGAACAUGUUGAACGAGUUGGACCUCUUUUUGUUGCUUGAAAAGUCAGCGCGGAAGGUAAAAGAUCCCGAAAUCGACACAAAAAGAUGUUUUUUCCUCCUGAAAAACUGCGUUGAACUAUUUCGCGAGCUAAAUUUGACGUACAAAUCGGACUUGAUGUCAUGGGACCCCGAAAAAAGUUAUGAAUAUCAAGAGGCUUGGGAUAAAUUCUUCACAAUUGUCGAAACUUUGAAGGAAAAUAUGAAACAUUUGAUUGUUCCGGCGUUCGGAAUGCUCGAACAACUCGACGUUUUGGGUCCACGAUGGAAAUUGUGUCUGUUAGAACGCGGAUUUCAGAAUGAAAACUCAUCGGUGCAGACUUUUUGUGCUUCCUACUUGCUAAAAUCGAAGGAAUUAUGGACUUCUAUUGGAAAUGGAAGCGAUUCGGCGUUCACGGGAGUCAUCAAUAACACGAAUUUGUUCUCAAAGAAUGAAAUUACCUUCGAUCCGGAGCUUUAUUGUGACUUUGUGAGACAGUAUCCGGAUUUUGUUCAGUUGGAUCAACUACAGAAAUCAGUUCCGAUCUAUUUUACGGUCAAAGGAUUGUUUUCUCGGUUAUACGAUUUGAACGAAAAUCACGAAAAUGAGGCUUUGACGUGUUUAAAUCAAAUUUUGUCGGCUUUAACGAUGGUUCAUAACACUUUGAUAAGAGCAGAAAUCAUCGAUUUGGUCGUAACUUUCAUUUUUAAGCGACGAUGGUUCAAAAUUUUGAUGAAAUUGAACCUAAACCAUCUUUUAGAACCAAAUGAGGGAACAUUACUCGAAGGAUUGGAUCAAUUUUAUCCAGUUUCGUUCGACGAAUUGACCGAAAUUUAUCGAAACUCAUCAAUUCCAAUGGUUCUGAAACGAAAAUUUAUCACAAAUGACCUUCAAUUCACCAAAAAUGAGGAAAUUCCUCAGAUUUUGUACGUUCAUGCAUACUUACAUCUCGAAAAUGACCCCAAAUUGAAGGAUUUUUGUGAGAAUCUCCUUUGUGACUUCCUGACAAGUCUUGAAAACAACAAAAUUUCCUCCGAUACAUCAGCAAUUGAGGAGUUAAUUUUACAUGACAGACAACUUCCAAUUAAUUUCGUUGAAAAAAUCGUAAAAAUAUCAGUUUUGCAGCUCACAAAUCCCCUAACUGCUGUUCAAACAAAAGCUUUGCUUGCGGAAAUCCUGAAAAAUGUCUCGGAAAAUCCAAUUUUGUGUGAAAAUCCGUCAAUUCGCACGUCUUUGGAGUUUUUAACGGACUCGAUGCAGCUGAUGUGCAAGACAGAUGCGGGAAAAGUCAAAGGAAAAGGCGAUGGAGAGAUUUUUUCAAAGUAUUAUCAGGCUUUGAGUGUCGUGAGGAGGAAUGUUUUUGCCAAAUAUGGUCCUGAUAGGGUUCUUAUGACGGAUGAACUUGAAUUUACGUUGUAUUUGAUGGAUGUUGGAGGUUCAAGGAUACUCACGACGGAGAUGGGAACACUCAAGACCCUCUUCAAGAAGCAUUUGACUGCGAAUUUGGACCCCGAAUCGGAUUCUUUUGAACAAUCUCUUGCAAUUGUGGAACGAUGUUACACAGAAAUGAUGUCCUAUCGACGUUUCGAGUACUUUUGGGAGUGUCUUGAAUGCUUUGUUUCGAUGAUUUUGUCUCCAAAUCUCUUCCCAUCAUGGAUUUCCGACGUCAUUGUGCCAUAUUAUUCGAAAUUAAUGAAGCUCGCUGACGUCACUCAAGGAGUAGCUCACAUAAUUUUAUCAAAAUUAUUCAAAUUAGACAUCGACAUCUUCAGAAAACUCGAAAAUUAUCAAGAAAUCCUCAUCUGGGGCUUACUAUUCGGUGAACAGUACAACAGAAAUAAGCGAACAGAGACCGAAAUCUGCAUGGAAAUCCAUCAAAAGAAGCCUUAUCUCGUAACUCGUUACCAAUAUCGCGAAAGUGCUGACGUUCGAGCACUUUCAGUAGCGAUGUUGAUGAAAAUUUGCGAGCCCGAAUACAGAAAUUUGCCGGAAAUCGAAAAAAUCUUCCAAGAAAUGUUCAAAAAAUAUUCAAAAGUUGUCGGAAAUCGAUGUUACGCGGAUUCCCAAACGCAUUUAGACAAAUUACGGAUAAUUCAAGCGCUUCUGGUACUUCCCUGCGUCGAAGAUCAGUUCCGAGAAAUGAUCCAGUUGUCAACUUUCUUCGACAGUAACUUGCCCAAUGUCUCGUAUUUGCUUGAAAUUUUGUUCGCACGCAACGUUUCCGACAAAUAUCUCGAGGAACACAUUUUGUCGGAUGAUUUUAUGAAGGAACUUCGUCCAUCGGGCGCUGAAUCGCUUUUUGUCAUCCUCUAUUAUCGCUGUUGCACGGAAAGAGCUAAUCGAGCAGCUUUCGUCGAUCGUGUUAUUAAGAAAAUUCUUCCGUUUGCCAUGGGACAACACUUUACGACGCGCCUUUAUGCCCAAACGGUGUUGCGAAAACUCGUGGAUCGACGAUUGUAUCUCGAAGGAAGCGAAUUGCGGAUGAAACUUGUGAAGGAGGGACUUGACAAGAGCUUUGAAUUGAUGGGAGAUACGAAAAAUCUACGAAGUUUCAACGAUAUUCGAUUCAAAAUUAUCGAAAAUUUAGGAAAUUUUGGGUUAGAGAUGAUUUUUGAUACGAUCCCACGCAUGACGGAGCUGGCUGAACACGAAAUUAUCACAGUUGACAUGAUAAAUUUUUCAUUAAAGUCAAUUGGAAGUGAAAAAUUGUCGAUUAAAUCGAUCGAUUCUGAGGUUGCAAGACGAAUUUUUGAUAAAAAAAUCGAAAUUUCGAACAAUUCUGACCCAGAAUCGCCUGAAAUUGUCACACAAACGAACAUUCAAACGAAAAUCAUUCCCGCGAAGCAAAUGUUGCCAAGUACCCAUCUUGCGGAAAUCUUCCCGGAUAAAUAUUUGACCAAAUCCAAGUCCAUGACAGAUCUCAUAGUCAUCGCCACACUCAUUACGAAGCAACCAAAUCUCGGGGGCUUGGCGAGAACAUGUGAAAUUUUCAACGUUUGUCAAUAUGUUGUCGGAAGUUUGCAGCAAACGGAGACAAUUAGCUUCCAAAGUCUCAGUAUGUCGGCAGAUAAGUGGCUUAAAAUGGCGGAAGUGAAGUUAAAUGACCUCGCGGAUUACCUAAAAUUGCUCAAAAUGCAAGGAUAUUCCGUCGUUGGGGCCGAACAAACAGCAAAUUCGGGUCAAAUCACGGAAUUUCGCUUCCCGAAGAAGACCGCGUUGCUGUUGGGCAAUGAAAAAGAAGGAAUUCCGGGAAAUAUGAUCAGCAUGUUGGAUUACGCAGUUGAAAUCCCGCAAUUUGGGCUUUGUCGAUCGCUGAAUGUGCAUGUUUGUGCGAGUCUUUUCAUCUGGGAGUACGCGAAACAGCAUCAAGUUACCAAGAAAUGAAUUUAUUU